This is a messenger RNA of Talaromyces marneffei, 933 nucleotides long. RefSeq lists its product as uncharacterized. The transcript is spliced from 3 exons. The record is from RefSeq and is a predicted model, not a curated record. Gene Ontology annotation, cellular component: nucleus; elongin complex. NCBI's taxonomy places the organism in Eukaryota, Fungi, Ascomycota, Eurotiomycetes, Eurotiales, Trichocomaceae. Bases 1 to 933 code for a protein of 310 amino acids. Gene Ontology annotation, biological process: transcription elongation by RNA polymerase II.
AUGCCGGCGCGGUCACUCCUUGCGAUGAGCACAAGGGUUGCUGUGCAGAAUGUUCGAAGUCUGACGGAUAUCGGGAAUAUCCCGUACUCGCUGGCGAGGCCGUUUCUGAUCAAAGUCGAGAGCCCAAAGCAGUUGCGAGAACUCGAAAAAAACUCGCCGCACAUAAUGCAAGACGACCGCGAACUCUGGCUAGAGUUUAUCAAACGCGACAUCCCCCAAUGGGAACAAUACGACAUCCCCUCCGAAUCCGACUGCUGGUACGACAUUUACCGCGACCUACUGGACCAAGUGCAACGCGAAGUCGAAGAAGGCGCUCUCCAACUUAAAGAAGCAGUCGACAAAUUCUAUUCCGACAAAGCCAGCAAUGCAGCUGUUCUGGUGCAGGAUGCGAGUCAUUUACCCAAGCCAAAGCGGAGGUUUCAUGCCAGCGGCAAUACAAGAUCGGAGCCGAAGAAGAAUAGUAUUUUUAGUAGUAAGAGGAAUAAGGUGCUGGCUGUGCCGACGCAUCAGUUGCAUAGUGGUGCGUCGAGGAUUAGUCGUGUGCCGCAGUGGUUGGUUGAUGAGCAUAAACAAACACCAACUACACCUACGGCGGCUGCGUCAAGACCGGCGUCCAAGGCUGCUACCAGCGGUAGCGGCGGACAUGCUCAAAAGCCAUCUGCACCAACAGUGUCUGCUCCUCGGCGACCUAUAAUAAAGCGACCAGUUUCAUCUACAUCAGCGAAUAGUGGGACGAAAACCGAACCAGCUCCAGGCAGCCGUCCUAUCGUGCCUCGGAAAAGAAGUCUCGACGGAUUAUCAGGUCGUGCCGAGUCAGCUGGAAACCCGCCUGUUCGCCAGUCACCAAUGUCACCUGCUGCGAAGCCUCUUGUUAGGAAGCGGCCUGCCGCGAGUCAGCCGAAUAUAUUCAUGCCAAAGAAGCGGAGAACCUGA